Ahaetulla prasina is the source of this 929-nucleotide messenger RNA. RefSeq names its product mitochondrial ribosomal protein S16 (gene MRPS16). Bases 228 to 656 code for a protein of 142 amino acids. Gene Ontology annotation, cellular component: mitochondrial small ribosomal subunit; ribosome. The record is from RefSeq and is a predicted model, not a curated record. The transcript has 4 exons. Gene Ontology annotation, biological process: mitochondrial translation. NCBI's taxonomy places the organism in Eukaryota, Metazoa, Chordata, Lepidosauria, Squamata, Colubridae. Gene Ontology annotation, molecular function: structural constituent of ribosome.
GCACGGAGAACAAAGGGGCGCGGCCAGUUGACGGAGGCGGAGCCACAUAAGACGUUUGGGGUGGAGGGGUCUCUUACGUUCGGUCACCUCGGACCCCUCGCCGCUUUAGGCCCUGGGGUCGUUCAACGGUUCUCGGGCCUCCUUUUUCAGCAGCCAUCUGGACUGCGUUCCCCCUUAUUAAAAUCGGAUAUUUUUCCCCGUUUUCCCCGCUGGAAGUCAACAACAUCAUGGUUCAACUAGGGCGCCCUCUGCUGAAGAAGUACCGCAACAUCCGUGCGGUCAUCCGGCUGUCCCUCGGCGGUUGCACGAACCGGCCUUUCUAUCGGAUCGUAGCCGCCCAAAACCGACGCGCCCGGGACGGCAAAUACCUCGAGCAGAUCGGCUGCUACGACCCGCUGCCCAACCGCUACGGCGAGAAGAUUAUGGGGCUCAACUUCGACAGGUUCAAAUAUUGGUUUGCUUACGGAGCUACUCCGACCAAGCCCGUCGAGAAACUCCUAGGUCUUGCUGGAUUUUUUCCCCUGCAUCCAAUGACCAUCACAAACGCGGAACGGUUCAGGAAGAAAAAAGCCCAGGAAGCAGAGACGGCAGCCGAAAAUAGAGAUGGAGAAAAGGAAGAUUCGGACGAAGAGCAGGAACAACAGCAGCAAAAUUGAUCCGCGGAGUGAGAAAACCGCACAACAUGGUUGGAGACUGAAAGGAUAAAAUCGAUUUUUCUUUUUUUAAAUACACAAUGUUGUGGCUUUCGUCUACGAAUUCUCGCCCUGGAUUCUCGCUCGUUCGAAGGAAACUUAAUUCCCGUCUUUAAAAGAGGCGCCCGCAACUCCUGGCGCACCAAACAACAGGCCAGCUUUGCACAACCCGGAACUCGUGUCUUCCUAUAAGCCGAGCGGCUUUUGGAGCGAUUAAAUCCCACAUUUUAAAACGCA